GCGUUUCCCAGCAUGCAUCUCGAUUCAGUGCGGAGGAAAAUGAAUUCGGCCAUGUCGUGCUAAACCCAGGCUGAAAGAAAACGACAUCGAAUUAGCGAAAAACAUCCUUCAGUCCGAUAAAACCUUACGCAAAGAAGAUCAGAGGAGUCGAGCAGGCGCACGGGAGUGAAUUCAAGCGGAAAGAUGAGCGGAGGGACGCCUUAUAUCGGCAGCAAGAUCAGUCUGAUCUCAAAGGCCGAGAUCCGAUAUGAGGGAGUUUUAUACACGAUCGACACUGAGAACAGCACUGUAGCUCUGGCUAAAGUGAAGUCCUUUGGCACUGAGGAUCGUCCUACGGACAGACCGAUCCCUCCUCGAGAUGAUGUCUUUGAGUACAUCAUAUUCAGAGGAAGUGACAUCAAAGACCUGACGGUGUGCGAGCCGCCCAAACCCACCUGCAACCUUCCUCAGGAUCCCGCCAUCGUGCAGUCCUCUCUGGCAUCCACCGCCGGCCCCACGGCUCCUUCCUUCCAGUCGUACACCCCCUUCAGUCGGGCCCCGUACAGCCAGUUCAGCUCCAGUCCGCUGGUACCCCAGCCGUUCGGAGCGGCGGUCACGGGUGGAAGCAGCUCAGGUCCUGCGUUCGGUAGCGAGGCGAGCACUACUGCCCCUCUGUCCCAGAGCUCUGCUCUUCCCCCGCACUCUCGCUCGCUGAGUGCUACCAAACCCGAAGGUCGUUCCAGCCCAUCUCUGGAGCCCUCGAGGAAGACUCCGACCCUGGAGCAUGCGGUCCAGACGGCCCCGGUCGCUCCCUCUGCAGCUGCAACCAGUACGGUGAGUCAGAGGAGCCCCGGGACGGCCCGACCUGCUCUCAGCACCCAGAAGUCUGCUGAAAACCAGGAACAGAAAGCUACAGCGUCUGAUGUUCAGAAGGUUCCCCGGCCAGAAUCAGACUCAAACAGGCCUGACAACAAAGACCCAAACAAACGGCAGUCUGGUGCCGGCGCUCCGCCAAUGAGAAAGGGGCGGGGCAGUGGUGGCGGAGGUGGCGGUCAGCGUGGACGGGGCAGGUUUAAUGGGCGUAGAGAUGGACCAAUGAAAUUUGAGAAGGACUUUGACUUUGAGAGUGCCAAUGCCCAGUUCAAUAAGGAAGAGAUCGACCGCGAGUUCCAAAACAAACUCAAGAUUAAAGAUGAGAAGAGUGAGAAAUCAGAGAAGACUCUGAACGGGGAGGAGAAGACCGACUCGGGUGUGGAAACCCAGAACAGUGAAGGCAACGCUGAUGAGGAGGAUCCACUGGGACCCAACUGUUACUAUGACAAAUCUAAGUCCUUCUUCGACAACAUCUCCUGUGAUGACUCCAGAAAGGAGAGAUCAGGAGGUGCUUCUGGAAGGGAACGGAGACAGACCUGGGCGGAGGAGAGGAGGAUGAACGCAGAGACGUUCGGUAUUCCGCUGCGUCACAAUCGCGGGCGCGGGGGUUUCCGCGGCAGAGGUGGCGGCAUGGGCUUCCGUGGCGGUCGCGGGCGUGCAGCUAGCAGGGGCUCGUUCAUGCCCUCCCGCGGGGGCGGACCCGGAUACAGGGGCGGGUUCAGAGGCGGCAGAGGCGGACGAGAGUUCUCUGACUUUGAAUACAGGAAGGAGAACAAAGUGGCGGCGUAGUCCAACCCGAAGACCAGAUCAUCCGUACAGCCAAGAAAUCUCCGAUCAUCACCGUCUAGAUUAACGCUUUGGUUUUGACUCCUGACUAACGGGAACUGCCUCUCUCUGUUUAACACCAGCGCAGGCGACGCCUGCCUUCGGCUGGACAACGCAGCUUUGAGUUUUUCUCCUUUCUUCCUUUUUUAGAAAAAGAAAAAAAAACAUUUGCUGUUUUUUUGGAACCGUUUGAUCUGCAUUCGACACGUUCGGAAGGGAGAAUUUGUGUACAAAAUGCCGUAAAACUUCCGUGGAAUGACGACGACGACGAUUACUAUUAUUAUCUGGUAUUUUUGCAUCAACCUUUAGUUCCUUUGGUAAUCAACAGAAGAAGGUAUUUGAUAAUAUUCAGUUAGGUGUACAGAACCCCGCUGAUACUGUGAGCGCUCCUCAGUCAAAGCUUUAUUAUGCCAUGUUUUGUUUUUGUUUUUUUUGGAUCUGUUCUCAUCUUUCGAAGCACCAAAACCCGGUCUACAGGCUGCGGGGGUUGAAUCAGAGCUCUGCCACCCAAACUAAAUAAACGGCCCGCUGGAUACAGGUGCUUUCGCUUCAUUUAAUAGAUUGACAUGGUUUGUAGUACUAGCACAUUUUUCUUUCUUUAGUUCAUUAGUUUAUUACAGUCCCCGAAAUAUCCAUUUUUGCAGAUAAUCUGUUCUAGCUGUAGGUCACGCAAACACCCUGUCGUAUGAUUGAAUGUAUUGAUGAAUUCAACUCUUGUUUUUGUGUCCUGAAGUCCUCUCUCUGCCACUCUACGCAGGUUGUUUGGUUCUCCCUGCGGUUCUUCGUCUUUAAAAUGUAUUUUGAUAUUUGAGUGCCAGUUAUUCUUGCCUUUUGAUGUCAAUUAUGUACAUUAAACUAAGAGGGCUUUUUGAUAUAAACUCGACGCAAACCCCGAACGACGAGCCCCAUCACUGUUUAAUGCCGAGAUCUUCUGGAAAGAUCCUGAAACCCUUUAAGAACCAGAUUGGAUGUGUCGAAAUUGUGCACUUUAAAGACAAACGACGCCUGUGUAGGAGGCUAAAUUUGAUGUCAUGCCAGAAAGUGACUUGUUGAAAAGGAGGUUUUUAACAAUUGACAGUAUUUCAGGAUACAUUCAAACGAACUGAUGCAUUGUGUAGCUCUUCAAAAACUAAAUGGGAAAACUAAGUGUCCAUGAACCCCUCUAUUGUGAAUAGUUCUGUUUCCUGUUUGAUCCACUUGUAUGUUAACGUGUUGUUUCAGGUACCGGCCGUGUAUUGCUCUGUAAACGGAGUGAAGUUUGAUCCUGUCUUUCCCCUCUGAAUGUCACUGAAGCACUAGUUCCUGCACUGUUAAAAAGGAGUUAAUUAUUAUUUUUGGUGUGCUUCAUAUUUUUAAUUUGUUUCAGAGAUCCAAAGACUGAAUUACAGAUAACAUUUGGAGGAGAAAUGCUCUCUCUCUCAGCUGGUUCUGCAUUAUUUUUCCUCAGCGUUCGCUGUCUUGUCCGUUUCAUAGUUUUCAACUCUACUUGUAUUAGCUCAACCGCUCCCUUUAAAAAGCACUACGAACACGCAGGCAGCUAGUGAAAUGCGGUCUGACCGAUCACUCAGACCUGGGCAUGAUGGGAAAGCUCAGAGCGAGUCGCAGAUAUUGGUGCUGAGCAGCUGGAUUUGGACUGGAGCGAGAUGCGAAAUGAAUCCUCAGGCCUGAUGCCGUGAUGAAGUCGAAGCGAACCUUGUUAAACUGGACAGACGUGCAGAAUGUGACGUGUGUUACAGGGUUGAUGUGAUUUUUUUGUGGUCAGAGCUCUGGAGGAACUUGAUUGGCGAGUUUAUGAUUUUGUUUUGUUUUCCUGAAUUCGAGCAGUUGUACAUGGUGUGCUCUUAGAGGGCUUCAAACGGGGUAAACUGAGGUUUUUAUUCAACAAGAGAAAUAAAUAGUUGUUCAGUA
This is a messenger RNA of Labeo rohita (rohu), 3585 nucleotides long. It is a transcript of the gene lsm14ab, whose product is annotated as LSM14A mRNA processing body assembly factor b. Gene Ontology annotation, molecular function: mRNA binding. The record is from RefSeq and is a predicted model, not a curated record. Lineage: Eukaryota; Metazoa; Chordata; Actinopteri; Cypriniformes; Cyprinidae. The transcript has 11 exons. Bases 184 to 1641 code for a protein of 485 amino acids. Gene Ontology annotation, biological process: cytoplasmic stress granule assembly; P-body assembly. Gene Ontology annotation, cellular component: P-body.